This is a messenger RNA of Aegilops tauschii subsp. strangulata, 1160 nucleotides long. RefSeq lists its product as uncharacterized. Gene Ontology annotation, biological process: protein localization to plasma membrane; phosphatidylinositol phosphate biosynthetic process. Gene Ontology annotation, cellular component: plasma membrane. NCBI's taxonomy places the organism in Eukaryota, Viridiplantae, Streptophyta, Magnoliopsida, Poales, Poaceae. The record is from RefSeq and is a predicted model, not a curated record.
AUGUCGUCCGCCGCACAGGCGAUCCAGAGCCCCAAGGCCGCGGUCGACUCGCUCGCCGCCAUCCUGGGCCGCGCGCUCCCGGAGUCUCUCGCCGCGGCCGGCGACCCCGCGGCCGCGCUCCUCCACGACGACGGCGUCGCCCGCGCCGUCACGGGGCGCCUCCGCGGCGCGGGCUCGGGGGCCGGCCAGGACGCCCUCUGCGGCUGGCUCUACGGCACCUUCCAGUCCGGCCUCCCCGCGCUCCAGCUCGCGGUGCUGCGCUUCGUGCCGACCCUCGCGGGCGUGUACAUGUCCCGCGCCGUCUCCCGCAAGCCGCUCGCCGGGUUCGAGGCCGUGCUCCUCACGCUGUACGCGCACGCCGUGGCGCAGCGGGGGUCCGGGGAGGCCGAGACAGUGACGCUGCCCAACAUGGCCAAGCCCAGCGUGUACCACGAGGCGAUCAAGCCUGCGGCCGCGGCGCCGGCGGCCAAGACGGGCAAGGCCGACGACCCCGACGUCGCCGAGCUCUCCCCCGCGCUGGAGCCGCACGGCAGCAUUCGCGCCACGCGCCGCGGCCGCAUCGUCGGCGCGGUGCUGGAGCUCUACCACGCCAAGAUCGGGCUCAUGCCGCUCUCCUCCAAGAUGGACUUCUGCGAGUUCUGCGUCGCGUGGACGGGGAAGCACCGCAGCGACGACAAGGCCCGGAUCGCCUCCGCCGAGAGCGGCGAGGAGAAGUGGCGGAGGGUGCCUAUGCCGUGGGAGCUGUUCCAGCCGGCGCUGCGGAUCGUGGGGCAUUGCCUGCUGGGCCCGACCAACUCCGACCAGCUGAGGACGCAGGCCGCCCGGGCGUCGCAGUGCCUCUACCUGAGGGCCAUGGAGACCAUGGACGCGCGCGCCGUGCUGGCCUGCAGGAGCCUCGUCAGGCUGUCGCAGAUGGUGGAGGAGCCGAUCCCGGAGCCGUCCUUCGCCGGCGUCGAGGCCAACAUGGCAGAGCUGGAGACCAUGAGGGCCAACAUCCUUAGCGGCAAGAAGUAACCGAUCGAUCAACACUUGACGAGCAGCAAGCAAGUUGAUUCGUUACUGAUCAGGGUGUGUAAUUCAGGCAUUGCAGACAAGGCUGUUGAUGUAUAGCAUUUUUGUAAUCUUUUUCAUUUUGUUAAUCAGACAUUCUCAUUUUGCUA